Molecule: messenger RNA, 1009 nt
Organism: Tilletiopsis washingtonensis
Lineage: Eukaryota; Fungi; Basidiomycota; Exobasidiomycetes; Entylomatales
Product: 60S ribosomal protein L7A variant 1
Exons: 4
Coding region: 1-906 (301 amino acids)
Source: RefSeq, a predicted model, not a curated record
AUGCGCAACCCCUGCCGCUCUGUGCCGGCGCAUGCACACACCCUAGCGGGAGGCACGCCUGAGUGGCUGCCGCACCGUGUGCUGCGUCGACACAGCAGCCUCAGAGGUCGUCAUCCCAAGGCCACCACCACCGCCAAGACCGGCUCGAAGCCGUACGCCAAGAAGGGCGCCAAGGCCCCUCAGGACCCGCGCUUCGAGAAGCGCACGCGCAGCUUCGGCAUCGGCCAGGACAUCCGGCCGUCGCAGGACCUGACGCGCUUCGUCAAGUGGCCGCAAUACGUGCAGCUGCAGCGCCAGCGCGUCGUGCUCAACCAGCGCCUGAAGGUGCCGCCGUCGAUUGCGCAGUUCAGCAACACGCUCGACAAGAACACGGCCACGGCCAUGUUCAAGCUCUUCAACAAGUACCGCCCGGAGAGCAAGCAGGAGAAGAAGGAGCGUCUCGGCAAGAUCGCCGCCGAUGUGGCUGCCGGCAACAAGGACGCCGCCAAGGCCGGCCCCAAGCCCGUCAACGUCAAGUACGGCCUGAACCACGUCGUGGCCCUCAUCGAGGCCAAGAAGGCCAAGUUCGUCGCCAUCGCUGCCGACGUUGACCCCAUCGAGCUCGUCGUCUACCUGCCCGCUCUCUGCAAGAAGAUGGGUGUGCCGUACGUCAUCGUCAAGGGCGGCAAGUCGCGUCUCGGAGCCGUCGUGCACAAGAAGACGGCCGCCGUCGCCGCCCUCACGGCCGUCAACUCGGCCGACGAGCGCGAGCUGGCCACGCUCGUCUCGGCCGCCAAGGCCAACUACCUCGACAAGCACACGGAGCUCUCGCGCCACUGGGGCGGCGGUGUCCGCGGCGCCAAGUCGGCCGAGAUGAUGCGCAAGCGCGCCAAGGCUGCCGGCGCCAACGUCGUCAAGGAGGCCUAAGCGAUGCGCGCGCUCACUGUGCAUCGUGUUUCCCCUCCCGUCACCCGCAUCAAAAGCAGCUCGCCGUGAUGUCACGCACUGCUCCCCCACCCAUGUCCACCGC